AUGAAAUGGAGCAGAAUGUUUAAAAACAUAGUUGGCAGUGUACAACCGGACCCUCAGAAGGUGCUGACUGUAAAAGAUAUCGAUUUCAAGAUCCCUUUCAACAGCAAGGCUCACCAUACAAACAAGUUUGCCGUGAGUCGAGCCAACCAGCCCAACCCACAACUAGUGGUCAGGCGCGGUCAACCUUUCUCUGUCAAGGUCAAAUUCUCCAGACCUUAUGACCAGCGCAAAGAUGACCUGAAACUGGUUUUUGAAGCGGGAAACAAGCCACUGGCAAGCAAGAGAACCUAUGUGGAGUUUAUCCUCUCAGACGAGGACAUACCCAACAAUUGGGGAGCUAAAAUCGUGUCCAGGCAGGGCAACACACUCACCAUUGACGUCUUCACUCCAUCGACCUGCUUCGUGGCCAAAUGGGCCUUUAAGAUCGACGUGGUGAAGAAAGAGAACACGGACGUCAGCGUGUACAGAUACAAUCACAAGAACCCUAUCUAUAUCUUGUUCAACCCUUGGUGUAAAGACGACGCUGUCUUCAUGCCGGAAGAGAAGCUUCUCGAUGAGUACAUUCUGAACGAGACUGGAAGAAUAUUCAGUGGAACAAGUACAAGUAUCACCGCAAGGCCAUGGAACUUUGGCCAGUUCGAGUCCUGUGUUCUGGAUGUGACCAUGUACCUUUUGGAUAUAGCUGGUCUGAACUGGGCUGUCAGAGGCAACCCUAUCCCCGUAGUCAGAAAAUUAUCGGCUUUGAUAAACUCUUCUGAUGACGGCGGUAUUCUGGCUGGAAGAUGGGAUGGUGAGUACAGUGACGGCACAUCCCCGCUGGCCUGGACAGGCUCUGUGGCUAUCCUAGAGGAGUACUGGAAGACCAAACGCCCGGUCAUGUAUGGUCAGUGCUGGGUGUUUGCCGGUUUGACUACUACAAUCUGUCGCGCCUUGGGAAUUCCCGCUCGUGUGGUGACCAACUUUGAAUCAGCUCAUGAUACCGAUGGGUCCAUCACCAUUGACCUCCACAUCACCAAGAACUUAGAACUGGAUAAUUCAAGUACUGCUGACAGUUUCUGGAACUUCCAUGUGUGGACAGAGAUUUGGACAGCCCGCCCAGAUCUUCCUCCUGGUUACGGCGGAUGGCAAGUCGUAGAUGCUACACCUCAAGAAGCUUCUGAUGGUGUCUACUGCUGCGGCCCAGCCUCUGUGAGGGCAGUCCAACAAGGAGAAGUGCAUUUGCCGUAUGAUGGACCGUUUGUGUUCGCAGAAGUGAACGCCGACACCAUUUACUGGAAACCCAACGAGCUUGGAGUCCUGGAAUGCAUGCACAUCGACAAAAAAUCGAUUGGCAAGUUUAUCAGUACAAAAGCGCCAAAUUCAAAUGAGAGAGAGGAUCUCACACUCAAAUACAAACAUUCUGAAGGCACAGCUGAAGAGAGGUCAACGGUCAUCAAGGCUAACUUGGUCAGCGCCACCAGGCACGACAUCUACAAGCCAACAGCAAAUGAUGUCCAGUUUAGCAUUGAGCAGGAUUCAGAGAACACCUGGGUGGGUGGCAGCUUCAUAGUCGGCCUACGGAUCAAGAACAACAGUCAGCAGAAGCGAACCGUCAAUGGCAGGAUCGCUGUGAGCACCAUGUACUACACCGGUAUCACGGCAGACACACUCAAGUCGGAGCCUUUUCUUUUUCAGUUGAAGCCUGGCGAAGAGAAAGUACAGAAGGUUGAGGUGACACAGGACGAGUACGAUGGACAUCUGAAGGAUGGCUGUAUGAUCGAUGUGACCAUCAUGGCUCACGUGGAAGAAACCAAUCAGAACUUCGCCAAAAAAGAGGACUACAGGCUUCACAAGCCUCAUUUGGCUGCCAAGUCACCAGCUGAGGUCAACGAGAAUGAAGAAUUCAAAGUUGAUGUUUCAUUUACAAACCCACUCAAUGUGACCUUGACCCAAUGUAGUGUCACAGUGGAUGGAGUGGCAAUCCGCCGCACAUUUCCACAGGGAAACGUGCCUCCUUGUGCCACAUUCUCGGCGUCACUUCCUGUUCAGCCAGAGAAAACAGGUCAGGGGGAGAUAAUCAUCAUCUUCAACUCCAAGCAACUGGAAGACAUCAACACGUCAUGCCCAAUCUUCGUUCGGGACAUCUGA
Candidula unifasciata is the source of this 2127-nucleotide messenger RNA. The record is from the annotation of a GenBank genome assembly. NCBI's taxonomy places the organism in Eukaryota, Metazoa, Mollusca, Gastropoda, Stylommatophora, Geomitridae.